AUGAGGCAGGUCCUACUCUUUGCUGCCUGGGCAUGGGCGAAUGCGGAAGCUUGUGCAAGCUGCCAAGGCAAAGCCUGGACGAGACGCAGUGGCAACGACGACAACAACAACAAUGCCAUUUCUCCCAAUUCAGGUGCGGGAUUUGCACAAUUUGCCUGCCGCACAGUGCCCGCAUCUGGUGACGACAUGGGCAAACGUGCGUCAGUCGAAGGUGACUGCGAUCAAAAAGCUGCCAUCGAGACUGCGCUCAAGUCUUGCGCCGAUUAUGCAAAUGCCGCUGUGGAGGAGUUAAAGAAAAAAGACAGCCAGCUGUUUGAAUUCUUCUUCAAGAAGGAAAACGAUGGCCAGCGGGACAAAAUCGCCAAGCGGUAUGAACAGAUAGCGGCCGAAUGCGGCGCGGCACAAGGCGGUAAAAUCUCCGUCACUUGUAAAGAGGUCAUCGGGUCGUGCACGGUACCCGAGACGGGGCAGGAUGCCACGGCAGUGGCCGAUACGAAGGUGGGUGACAGGCUAGGGACUCGUGUGCAGCUCUGCAAACCGUUCUUUAACCUUCGUGAGGGCGGCUGUGGCCAAUUUGACCGUCCGUCCACCCUCGUACACGAGCUCUCGCAUUCCCUCGUGGGCACGAAGGAUUUUAAAGCAAGCUACGGCUUGAAAGCCAUCCAGGGACUCACGGCUGCGCAGAACUUGGAGCAUGCCGACACUUAUGGCUUUUUUUCUCAAGCAGCUUCCAAGGGAUGCAAGACGGCCGAUCUGGAGAAGGCCCGUGACUCUGAGGUGACUGUAUCCCCUCCAGGGCAGGGGACUCAACCGUCCACAGGGCAGCUUGAGGGGACUCAACCGUCUACAGGGCAGCUUGAGGGGACUCGACCGUCUACAGGGCAGCUUGAGGGGACUCGACCGUCCACAGGGCAGCUUGAGGGGACUCAACCGUCUACAGACCAGGGGGCUGGACCGGUGCCACCUCAAAUAUUGCAGUGGUUUCGUUCGAAGUGGCCUGGAUCAACUCCAGAGCAGGGGGACCGGAUCGUCUACGGAGCCUGA
This is a messenger RNA of Metarhizium brunneum ARSEF 3297, 1044 nucleotides long. RefSeq lists its product as uncharacterized. The record is from RefSeq and is a predicted model, not a curated record. Gene Ontology annotation, molecular function: metalloendopeptidase activity. Gene Ontology annotation, biological process: proteolysis. Lineage: Eukaryota; Fungi; Ascomycota; Sordariomycetes; Hypocreales; Clavicipitaceae.